AUGGCCACCCUGUUUGGAUUAUGGUGUUUUCCCGCCGUAUUCUGCAUAUACCGGUUUUGGUGGCGUUUCCUGGUGUCGUGGUCGACUUUUUCCGUAGCGACGUUGUUCAUUGCUUCUAGAGCCGUUGGCCGGCACAUAUCCGGCUCCACUCCCAGGCUGGUGUACAAGUGGUUCCUGUUUCUUCACACGGCCAGUUACGUGUUUGGCAUGUGCAGUUAUUUCCUCGUACUCGGAGCCCUGUUUGGCUUGCACACGCUAAUUCAGGUUGAACCUCAUCGUCUUAUGGAUGCAGCACUAAUGCUGCUUUUCUACGGUCUCUAUUAUGGCGUCCUCAGUCGUGAUUUUGCUGAAAUCUGCACAGACAAGAUGGCUGCUCAUAUUGGAUACUACAACAAAGACGGCCUUCCGGGGAGAAUAUUAGAGCCAAACGUCUGCGCUGUAUGUGGUAACGAGCUGAGGUUAUGUUCGACCGGUCAACGGUUGGAAAAAACUUGCAGACUGAAUUGCAACCACAUGUGUCAUGAAUUUUGCAUCCGUGGGUGGUGCAUAGUAGGCAAGAAGGACAUUUGUCCAUAUUGCAAGGAAAGAGUGGAUUUGGCCAGAACAUUGCAGAAUCCAUGGCAGAAGCCUCACUUGUUUUAUGGCCAACUCCUUGACUGGAUUCGUUAUUUAUUGGCAUGGCAGCCACUAAUUAUUAUCUUCGUUCAGGGAAUAAACUAUGUAUUAGGCUUAGAAUGA
Molecule: messenger RNA, 738 nt
Organism: Soboliphyme baturini
Lineage: Eukaryota; Metazoa; Nematoda; Enoplea; Dioctophymatida; Soboliphymatidae
Source: the annotation of a GenBank genome assembly